AGAACCAGGUCUCUAUAGCAAAAAUUGGAGAUAACGAUUUUGUCGUACCUAAAGUGCUUUUGUAAUUUUAUUUCUUUUUCAAAAAUUUUAAUGAAGGAUUGAAAAGAUGCAUUUUUCCUUCUCGUAAUAGUAGAGAGCGGAAAAUAGGAACAAAAAACCCUGAAUGGCUGAUGAUGUACAAUCUGACCAGAGUGGGUCACAAAAGAUUUUAGGAAAAACUCGUGCUUCAAGAAGAAAUAUUAUACCUGAACAGGGACCGUCAAAUCAAGAUUCAUUACAAACACAGAAAUUUGGAACGGAAGAUUUAAGGGUAAAGAGCAAAAGAAAAUCAAGAGUAUCACAAUCAGAUACACAACUUACCUGCAGUGAUAAAUCUGAUAUUGGAGGUAGAAAGAAAAAAUUUAACAAACAAAGAAAAAAGUUAAAAGAAUCUCAAUCAUCUUCAGAUAUAUUGAGUGAAUCUCUAUCAACAAACCAGGAGAGCUGUAAAUCUGAGUAUAAUCUGACAACUUCUGAAAAUUUUUCAGAGCCUAUUAAGUCACUUAUUAAUUUAACUACUGAGCUUGGUGUUGCAUUAGAUUCUGAAGCGAAAGAAAAUAAAUUAUCUAAAAGCAAAAGUGCAGUUAUAUUACCUGCUCCAUUUUCAGAGGAAACUCAAAAAAUAACCAAAAGUUUCUCUGAUCAGACAUCUCGUAAGCGUAAACAAAAAUUAGCACCUCUAUUUUCACCCAAAAAGUUACGUAGUUCUGUAAAGCAAAGAAUUUCCAAGACGGGUGGCUGGUCUUCUCGAAACAGGAGUCCUCCUGGUCGGAGGACAGCUAGUGUAAACCUGGGGUCUUGUGCUAGUACUAGGAGAAAUAGAAGAUCUCGAGUAGCCAAUUCUCAGCCAACAGUAAUGGAGAAUUCCAGAGAUUUAGAAACCACAGUUGGAAACACAUCAUCUAAUGAAGGCACUGAUGAUGUUGUCAAUGCACCUCUUCUUGGAGCAAUGGCUUCGUUAGCUUCAGUUGAAGGGUUUUCAGGAGGAAGAGAUGCCGGUUCUAACCUUGGGCUUGAAGAAGCAGAUAUAUCUAGAUUACAAGCUUUACUGGAAGCAAGAGGAUUGCCAGCACAUCUUUUUGGCAGUCUUGGUCCCAGAAUGCACCUUCUUCUCCAUAAAACAUUUAAUAGUGGCGCAAGUACAAAAGCUCAACAAUUAAUGACUUCAAUGCAAAGUGGUGACGAGACUCUCCAACUGCAAGGUGUCAUGGAAAUGUGCCAGAUGUUAGUGAUGGGAAAUGAAGAAACAUUAGGAGGAUUUCCAGCCAAACAAGUUGUACCAAUAUUGAUCACACUUCUGCAAAUGGAGCAUAGCUUUGAUAUAAUGAAUCAUGCAUGCCGUGCAUUAACCUAUUUAAUGGAAGCUCUUCCACGAUCCUCUAUUGUAGUAGUAGAUGCAAUACCUUCCCUUUUAGCAAAAUUGCAGUCUAUUCAGUGUAUGGAUGUUGCAGAACAAGCGCUUACUGCACUAGAAAUGCUAUCUAAAAGACAUGGGAAAAAUAUUCUUCAUGCUGGUGGUUUAAAUGCAAGUUUAUUAUUUUUGGAUUUCUUCUCUAUUGUUGCUCAAAGAUCAGCUCUUGCCAUUGCGGCUAACUGCUGCCAAUCAGUUACUGUUGAUGAGUUUAGUUACAUUGUUGAUUCAAUCGAAAUAAUUUCCAAUCAGCUGUUAAAUCAGGAUAAAAGAUCUAUUGAAAGUGUUUGUUUAGCAUUUACUAGAAUAGUUGACAACAUCCAGUCUGAUAAGGCUUUACUGUUAAAGCUUUCUGAACAUGGGCUACUUGCUAAUAUUAAAAAACUGCUUACAAAUCCACCUAUUAUAAGCAGUAGUACUUUCGUGAUGGUCAUUCGUAUGUUAGCCAUUAUGUGUGCAAAUUGUCCCUCUCUUGCUGUAGAAUUACUGAAGCUUGAUAUUUCAGAAACUGUGCAAUAUUUAUUGAUUGGUAGCAAUGAUGUUACUUUGGUUGAUAGUGUAGAAUUAGUUGCUCGUAGUCCACAAGAACUCUAUGAAUUAACUUGCUUAAUAAGUGAACUUAUGCCUAGCUUACCUACAUCUGGGAUAUUUUCUAUUGAUACACAGUUAAGCAAAGGGUUACAACAAAGUACUCAGUCAGGUGUUUGGCAAUGGAAAGAUGAUCUCAAUGUGUGGCAUUCCUAUUUAUGGGUAGAUAACCGAAUAAUAGAAGCAGCAUAUCAAAGUGGAGAGGAUGAAAUAAGUUUGUCAACACUUGGACGAAAUUAUAUAAUUGACUUUCCAAAUAUGCAGCAAAUAAAUGAAGACACGGGAACAAUGCGCUUAAUUCAAAGGAAAUCAGAUCAGGGGCAUGCUACUGUGAACAAAUCUAAAAUAUCUGAAGAAGAUGAGCGAGUUUAUAUUUUUAAAAAUGAACCAGAAAAAGGAAAAAAUCUUGUUCAGUCUUUAAUUAGGAUAGUCUACGUUGUAUAUUAUUCUUCAGUUGGUCCUGCUGUAAAGCAUAAAUGUUUGUGUUCAGCUUUAAAGAUGUUGUAUCAUUCUCCUAGUGAACUUUUACGAGAUGUUCUUCAAAAUAUUCCUAUAUCCAGUUAUAUAGCAGGAAUGCUCUCUUCUAGUGACUUAAGAAUAGUUACUUCAGCAAUGCAAAAAAUUGAAAUUUUAAUGACAAAACUUUCUGAUAUAUUUCAUGUUUAUUUUCGUCGUGAAGGUGUUAUGCAUAAGAUAAAAAUCUUAGCUGAUUCAGAUAUAAAUAAUGACUGGAAAUGUUUGGCAGGCUCCAGUGAAAAGGAUAGUGAUAUAAUUUUAAGAAAAAACCAAAACAACAUUGAGCUUCCUUGUACAAUGCAUGGUGUUUUAGCGCCUCCUGAAACUUCAGAUAUUGUACCAAAACCAUCAAAGUUCUCUGAUGCCUUAAGAAGUAAAAAAAGAGGAGGUUCAAAGUUGACUCGCAGACAAAGUAGUGGAAAGUAUGGAGAAGACCUGCCUCAAUCUUCUUCCAAAAAGCUAUCUCAUGAAACCAUUAGACCUAAGUCAGCAUCUUUUUCUUCAUCCAAUAAUUUGGCAUCAACCAACGCAAACUCAACCAAACGAUCUUUUUUUUCUAACUUUGCACCUAGAUGGGGUCGUUCAGAAUCGUAUCACAAUACAGAUGCUUCUAAUGUAACUAAUGUUGCAGAAAAUUCAUUUAAGGAGCAAUUUAACAAAGAACAUGACAAAAACAGAGAGUGCAUAAAACAAUGGAUAAAAAAAACAGCUACUGAAUUUUACAGCAAAUACUUUGCAGGAAGUUUGGGUUCAACUCAUCCUGCUCUAAGUGUUUUACAAAGAUUAACACAAGCAUCUGAAGAACUUGCAGCAUUAAGAAGCGACAAUAUCCAUCCAUUAUUAGAACUGUGCAGUGUGUUAAUAAAUGAUAACCAACAGGCAGGUGCAUCACCUUUUGAAAUUGUACACAGUGGCACAGUUACUAAUUUAUUAAGAUAUUUAACUAACAAGGAUGACAAAUCUUCAAAAAGAAGUGCUCGAAUUAAAACAUUUCUCACUGCUUUUCUUGAUAUAAAGAAAAAUGAGAUGAAAACAAAUGAUACAACAAAGAAUUUAAUUAAUUCUGUGCAUAUCUGUGAAAAACCAGCAUUAAUACCAUUAGUCCAGAAACUCAAUCUUUGUGUUAACCAAUUAGAACAGUUUCCUGUGAAAUGUCAUGAUUCUGGUGGUGGUAAUGGAACAAGAGGUGGAACAUCAGCUCUUCGGUUUUUUAACACUCAUCAAAUAAAGUGCUCUCUCAGUCGACACCCAGACUGUACAUCAGUAAAACAAUGGACAGGAGGAGCUGUCAAAAUUGAUCCAUUAGCACUUGUGCAGGCAAUAGAAAGAUAUUUAAUAGUCAGAGGAUUUGGUAGAGUAAAAGAUGAGUUUUCAAAUGAUGUUAGUGACAAUGAUGAUGAUGAUCAAUCUGAAGAUGAAAUCGAAGAAUCCUGGGCUUCCCAAUUGCAAGGCUCUCUCAAUGGAAAACACAUGUUAGAGUUUUCUAUGAAUGGACACAUUUUGCCAUAUAAUAUGACAAUAUAUCAAGCUGUUAGACAAUAUGGAACUACACAGACAGAAGAUAUAAGUGAUACAGAGGAUUACAGCCCAUUUGGUAGAGCUAGUAUAUGGUCUGGAACACAUGUUUUACAUUUCAGACCUAUUAAUCAAACGGAGCCUGUUUUAUCUCCAAAAAGAAUCAAAUCAGAUUCAGCACAUAAAGCAAGCACCUCAGUUUCACUAGAAAAUGGAGAUUUAGAUCCAGCUGAUCAUUUUCUUUGUGAAAAACUACCUUUUGAAAAAUUUAAUGAAGAUCCCUCACUUGAAGUAAUAUGUUUGCUACGUGUUCUAUACUAUCUUAAUAGCAAUUGGGGAGAUUAUUUUGGUCUUCAAGCCUGUAGUUCUGUAGUACCUAAAACUGAGUUUGUUAAUACUAAACUAACAGCAAAAGCAACACGACAACUUCAAGACCCUCUCAUUAUUAUGACUGGUAAUUUACCAUCAUGGCUUUCAGAAUUGGCAGAAGCAUGCCCUUUUAUAUUUCCUUUUGAAUGUCGUCAAAUGCUUUUCUAUGUCACAACAUUUGACCGAGAUCGAGCUGUUAUGAAAUUGCAAGAAACUGUUCCUGAUAUUACUACUAAUGACAGCAGCGAUCGAGUAGCUCCAAGACUAGAUAAAAAAAAACGCACUGUUAACCGUAAUAACAUUUUCAAAGAAGGUGAAUCAUUAAUUAAUGAUUUCACAAAUUCAAAAUCUCUAUUAGAAAUACAAUAUGAAGGCGAGGUUGGGACUGGUCUUGGACCUACAUUAGAAUUUUAUGCUUUAGUUUCAAAAUAUUUUCAACGAAGUGAUAAUGAUAUGUGGAGAGGAGACAAAGUAUCAGUUGUUGAGAGUGAUGGUGAUUCAAAAGGACAGGUUGAAUACUGUAGUACUCUCCAUGGGUUGUUUCCAAUUGCACUACCUAAAAGUAUAAAGAAUUCACAAUUAAACAAGAUUAAAGCGAAAUUUCGUUAUCUCGGAAAGUUUAUUGCAAAAGCAUGUAUGGACUCUCGUAUGAUUGACAUUCCCUUAAGUAGGACGUUUUAUAAAUGGUUGCUUAAACAAGAUAAUACAAUAGAUAUAACAGACUUGAAAUAUGUUGACUCUAUCUUAUAUCAAUCAAUAAGUCAAUUAUAUGAUGUUUGUCUUGAAAAGAAACGCCUUGAAAAUGAUACUUCUUAUUCUAAAGAAUCUUUAAGUUUAGCCUUGAACAGUUUAACUUUAGAUGGUGUUUCUAUUGAAGAUUUAGGUCUUGAUUUUAUAUUACCUGGUACUAAUAUUGAAUUAAAAAAAAAUGGUAAAGAUACAUUAGUAACAGUUGAAAACCUAGAAGAAUAUUUAAAUUUGAUUGUAAAAUACAGCUUACGCGAUGGAGUAGCAAGACAGUUAAAUGCUUUUAAAGAAGGUUUUGAACAAUUUUUUCCGUUGAAAAAUCUCCGAAUGUUUUAUCCAGAAGAAAUGGAACUGCUUUUAUGUGGCUGCAAAAGUGAACAAUGGGUUGCAAAAGAUUUAUUUGAAUGUUGCCGACCUGACCAUGGUUAUACUUCAAGCAGCCGAGCGGUUUGUUACUUGUUUGACAUAUUAAGCAAAUACAAUACUGAAGAGCAAAGGUUGUUCUUACAGUUUAUUACCGGAAGUCCAAAACUACCCGUUGGUGGGUUCAAAAGUUUAAACCCGCCUCUUACAAUCGUCCGGAAGACUGUUGACAACAACGCAAACCCUGAUGAUUAUUUGCCCUCUGUAAUGACUUGUGUUAAUUACCUAAAGUUGCCCGAUUAUUCAAGCCUAGAAAUUAUGUAUGAUAAGCUUAAAAGUGCAUAUAACGAAGGGAAGAACGCCUUUCAUUUAUCUUAGCUGACUCUUCUAAUUUGGUGAAGAUGUUUUGCUCCUAUCUUUUCGAGUUUUUGGGGCUGUAUAUAUAAAUAGAGCUGCGACUAUAUAUUUUUUUUAUUUCAA
Messenger RNA from Hydra vulgaris (swiftwater hydra), 6028 nucleotides. RefSeq names its product E3 ubiquitin-protein ligase TRIP12. Gene Ontology annotation, cellular component: nuclear speck. NCBI's taxonomy places the organism in Eukaryota, Metazoa, Cnidaria, Hydrozoa, Anthoathecata, Hydridae. Gene Ontology annotation, biological process: proteasome-mediated ubiquitin-dependent protein catabolic process; protein polyubiquitination. The record is from RefSeq and is a predicted model, not a curated record. Gene Ontology annotation, molecular function: ubiquitin protein ligase activity; zinc ion binding.